This is a messenger RNA of Saccharomycopsis crataegensis, 690 nucleotides long. RefSeq names its product Pno1p (gene PNO1). The record is from RefSeq and is a predicted model, not a curated record. The transcript has a single exon. NCBI's taxonomy places the organism in Eukaryota, Fungi, Ascomycota, Saccharomycetes, Ascoideales, Saccharomycopsidaceae. Gene Ontology annotation, cellular component: nucleolus. Gene Ontology annotation, molecular function: RNA binding. The coding region runs from base 1 to 690 and encodes 229 amino acids.
AUGUCUGCCCCAACAGCUAUACAGGAGGAUAAAAUUGUUCCAGACACCACUGCUUCAACUAGUGGUGUUCAAAAAGUGAUUGUUGACGAUGAAGGGAAACCAAGAUUUGCUGCUCAAUCCAAAACUGGCAGUUCCAGCUCAAAAUCACUCUAUAGAAAAGUCCAGAUAUCCCAACACAGAUUCACCCCGUUUAAGAAUAACUGGGUCAAGAUUUAUCCACCAUUGAUUGAUCAUCUUCAUCUCCAAGUCAAAUUGAACCCAAGUAAACGUACCGUCGACAUGAGAACACAUUCCAAAACCCCUGAUCCACAAACUUCAUUACAAAAAGCGGUUGAUUUCUUGACUGCUUUCAAUUACGGGUUCGAACUCAAUGAUUGUAUUUCCUUAAUUAAAUUGGACGAUUUGUACAUCCAAACUUUUGAAGUCAAGGAUGUCAAGACUCUUACUGGGCAACAUUUGAGCAGAGCGAUCGGGAGAAUUGCUGGUAAAGACGGGAAGACCAAGUUCAGCAUUGAAAACUCGACAAAGACAAGAAUAGUAUUGGCUGACAGUAAGAUCCACAUCUUGGGUACUUUCACCAACAUUAACAUGGCCAAGCAAUUUGUGGUGAGUUUGAUUUUGGGUACUCCACAAAACAAGAUUUACAAUAAUUUGAGAGUUGUCAGUUCGAGAAUGAAGGAAAGAUAUUGA